Onychostoma macrolepis is the source of this 630-nucleotide messenger RNA. Its product is annotated as C-X-C motif chemokine 11-6-like. Gene Ontology annotation, molecular function: chemokine activity; CXCR chemokine receptor binding. Gene Ontology annotation, cellular component: extracellular region. The transcript is spliced from 4 exons. The coding region runs from base 121 to 480 and encodes 119 amino acids. Lineage: Eukaryota; Metazoa; Chordata; Actinopteri; Cypriniformes; Cyprinidae. Gene Ontology annotation, biological process: neutrophil chemotaxis; inflammatory response; cellular response to lipopolysaccharide. The record is from RefSeq and is a predicted model, not a curated record.
AACUAAAACUGAGGGCAAACCCCAAUCCUACAGUAUUUAAACAAACUCCUGCAGUCCUUCAGUCAUAAUCUCACUGACCCAGACAUAACACAAGCACAGUUCAACGACAACAAGAAGACAAUGAAGACCACUGCAGCUUUUGUUCUUCUUGCCUGCCUGAUGGCUGUAGGGGUGAAAGGACAGAACAGGUCUUCAAAGGGCAGGUGCUUCUGUGCAGACAAAGGUGCAAACAUGGUUUUAGUGAAGAACAUUGAGAAGGUUGAAAUCAUCCCUCCAAGUCCAUCUUGUCGCAAACAUGAGAUUAUUGUCACUCUGAAGAACGGAGCAGGACGGAAAUGCAUGAAUCCAGAGUCAAAAUUCACUCAAAAUGUCAUCAUAAAGGCUCUUGAAAAGAGGAGCCAGAAGACACACAGUACAACUGCUUCUGUGCCACUGAAGAGCACCAUGACGUCAUCAUCAGCGCCAACAUCCUUCAAAUGACUUCAUAGACUUCAGAUGAAUUAAUAUUCUGCCUCAUAAGUUGGAGUUCAAUUUAGAAAAAAAAUUAAAGCUAAAAAUAUUUCCUAUGUCUAAGCUGAUUAAAUUAUUUUUUUAUCUGACCACUGGGUUGUUUUCACAAAUGUGUCAUAU